AUGGAGGCCCCCUCAGCCCCUGCCUACAGAGGGCGCAAUUCCUAUAAGGGGCUCCUGCUGGCAGUCUCACUAUCAGAAUCCUGGCUCCCACCCACCACCGCCCAGCUACUUGUGGAAUCAGAGCAUUUCACACUUGCAAGUGAUGUUCUUAUCUAUGUUCGUGAUCUGCCAAGGCAUCUCCUAAGCUAUGUGUGGUACAAAGGUGAAAACAUAGAUGGCAAUCAUCAACUUUCAUCUCUUAUAAUAAACACACAAGAAACAUUCCCAGGGCCUGCAUACAGUGGUCGAGAGAUAAUAUACUCCAAUGGCACCCUGCUCAUCCGGAACGCCACCCAGGAGGACUCAGGAGCCUACACACUCGCAGUCAUAAAAUCGGAUUUUCAAGUGGAAAUAGCAGCUGCACAUCUCUCCAUUCACAGAUUCAGUCAGGGCCUAAAUGAGGGACCUCGCAGAGAUGAUCAGCCUCCAGAAACCAUAGCUCAGAACCCUGAGCUGGAAAUCCUGGCUCCUGUGAUACAGUGGUUCUUCAAUUACCAGAAUCUGGGUAUCACAGAGAGGAAGAAACUAUCCAGGGACAACAGAAUCCUCACCAUAGACAACGUCAGAAAGGAGGAUGCAGGGAAUUAUCACUGUGAGGUCUACAACCAGGUCGGUUCCCACAAAAGUAUUGACAUCAUCCUUGAAGUGCUGUAG
Talpa occidentalis (Iberian mole) is the source of this 693-nucleotide messenger RNA. RefSeq names its product carcinoembryonic antigen-related cell adhesion molecule 1-like. Gene Ontology annotation, cellular component: plasma membrane; cell surface. The coding region runs from base 1 to 693 and encodes 230 amino acids. The transcript has 4 exons. NCBI's taxonomy places the organism in Eukaryota, Metazoa, Chordata, Mammalia, Eulipotyphla, Talpidae. Gene Ontology annotation, molecular function: protein tyrosine kinase binding. The record is from RefSeq and is a predicted model, not a curated record. Gene Ontology annotation, biological process: signal transduction; regulation of immune system process.